Molecule: messenger RNA, 744 nt
Organism: Colletotrichum destructivum
Lineage: Eukaryota; Fungi; Ascomycota; Sordariomycetes; Glomerellales; Glomerellaceae
Exons: 1
Coding region: 1-744 (247 amino acids)
Source: RefSeq, a predicted model, not a curated record
AUGAAACUACGUUCUCAAACCAGAGCCUCGCAGCGCGUCGACAUCAGCGUCGCCACCCAGGACAGGCACGAGCCCGCCCUUGGAUGGCCCAGCCUUCCAGCAGAGCUAAGAAUCAUGACUUUGAACGAGUUGAAGGGACUGAUAUCACCUCACGAAAAGAAAAUCCUGGCCAGUCUGGCCAUCGUCUCGAAGGAAUGGCGGCCCUUCUUCGAGCCACUGCUCUGGCAGGCCCUGAUCUUCCGGCCCUCGGUUUCGGGUUCGGGCUUUCAAGGCUUCCAUCGGCACAUCAAGCGCCGGGGGCAUCUGGUCCGGAAAGUCGCACUGCAUGUGAGGGUUGACGAACCCUUUUACCUACCAUGCCAGGAGACGGAUCCAGACGUUGUUAGAAUGGACCUGGAGAGGUUCACCGCCGACCUGAGGUCCUUCUUCUCCUAUCUUGCCGACUGGCCCAGAGACACCUCAACGACCGGCAUCGCGCUCGAGCUGGGUGUCAUCAACCUGAACGAUGCACAGCAUAGGGUUCCAUCCAGAGAUGGGCGCAGUCGUCGUCACCAUUGUCAUUGUAUGAUAAGACACGACGGGACACAACAUUCUCCUCGCAAUCUUGGCCUUCUUAAUAUGUACCCCAUUCGCGAAGUCCUUGUUGUCACCUCACUCUCCGUAUCUCCAACGUUGAGACCGAACUUGUCCUAUUAUACAUUGGACGAUAUCAGCAAGUGGUUCCCGCGUGCCGAACCACUAUAG